CCACCACGCCACUGAGCUGAGUAGUGCAGUUGAGGAUUCGCGUGUUUUGUUUUGUAUUUCUGCUUCUGAUCAACAAACGAAAAAGACGAUCAAAAAUUAAUGGAAACCAUGAGGCUUUCAUCUUCUUUCACCAAAUACUCUUCUCUCUCCUCCUAUUCUUCUUUUUCUUCUUCCUCCUCUGCUCUCCUCCAAACCAAAUCAAAGAAUUUCAUUUCCUUGAAAAGCGUAUUCCCUGCGAAUUCGAUUCCCAAUGGAAACCGAAAUCUCACAAUCGUCUCUGCUUCUAAAGCCGACGAUGGACCUCAACAACAACAACACUCUCCUUUUUGGGGAGGUGAAUCAUUCUUUAGGAGUGUGUUGGCAAGUAUGGAAAGUGUGUAUUUAAAUAAGAAUCCCACUGCUAAAGCCAUCUUGGAGCGUGUUCAUUCAGUUGAUAAUAAUCAAAUAUGCUAUGAUCAUCUCGCGUUUAGGACAUUUGGGGUGAAUGGUCAUGGCAUUGGUUCUAUGGCAAACUUUUUUCUGGAUUUUGGUUAUACUCAACGGGAAGAGUUGAGAUUUCCAGCGAAGAAGUUAAAAGCUCUGUGGUUUUCUCCUCCCAGCCUUCCAGUUUCUGAUGGUGGCAGUGGUGUUAAUGGUCCUUUGCCUAGAAUAUUUAUAUCAGAAUUGCUUGUAGAUCAAAUGAGUCCUCAAGCUCAGGAAAUAAUUAGAAAAUACACCGAAAUAUCAGGUCGCGGAAACAAACAAGCAGCUCUUGCAAGUGCACUGGGCUCUUUGACAUGGGAAAAGCCCUUAUAUUCUGAAUUCCAACAAUUGGCUAGGGAAAGUGAAUAUGCUGCCUGGACUCUUGUCAAUGGUUAUGCAGUUAAUCAUGUCACUAUAUCUACGCAUCAUCUGAAAUCUCAAUUGGGGAAUAUCAAAAGCGUCAACCAAUUUAUUGAGGAGAGUGGGUUCAAGUUGAACUCUGAAGGAGGUGUUCUAAAGGUGAGCCCUGAUGGAAUGCUGCUGCAAAGUUCGACCGUGGCAGAUUCAGUCUCGUUCUGUUUUUCUGAUGGCAUCACAGAGUCUGUCCCUUGUUCAUACAUUGAGUUCGCUGAGCGCCUCAUACUACCACAGUUCAAGAAUUUACCCGAAAAAGAGGUGAGGGAGUUCCAUAGGCGAGAUGGAUUUGAGGUUGGAAGCGCUGACAAGAUAUUUGAGAGCACGUCGAAGGAACAGUUGACCAGAAGAGCUUGAUGAGAGAGAGAGAAGUUAAAUCAUUUGGCAAAAUUAAGAGGAACAUGUAAGUAUCGUUCAUUAUAUUUAGUCAGACGAUGUAAACAAGUGGUUUUAUAAACUGUGAUGUGUGAAUAAAAUGUAAGGAAUAACGAACUUAAGAUUCUAGUAAUCUUUGGAUUGUUUCAGAUGUGCAUGUGUUUACAUUUCAUUUCAUUGUA
Messenger RNA from Camellia sinensis, 1433 nucleotides. Its product is annotated as plant/protein. Gene Ontology annotation, molecular function: oxidoreductase activity. The record is from RefSeq and is a predicted model, not a curated record. NCBI's taxonomy places the organism in Eukaryota, Viridiplantae, Streptophyta, Magnoliopsida, Ericales, Theaceae.